Molecule: messenger RNA, 2070 nt
Organism: Symbiodinium natans
Lineage: Eukaryota; Dinophyceae; Suessiales; Symbiodiniaceae
Source: the annotation of a GenBank genome assembly
AUGCCCUUCAAUUAUGAAUCCAAUGCCCUGUGCUCUGCCGAUGCAGCGCCCCUGGCAGCAGUCGCGGAGGAAGACACCUCCCUGCUGGUGGGCCCAAACGCAGCGGAGCUUGAGGAGAAUGCCAGCAAAAGGCCGAAGACGGAGGAUGCUCCCGCCACCAACAUCGCAGGCGCAGAUGCCAUUUCAGGUGCCGCGGGGGCUGCCGACCCGCCAGCGCAAGUGGCGUUGGCGUCCCGUCCUGCAGAAGAUGUGCUACGAACUGGUGCCGAAAUGGCAGCCGAUCGGGAGUCGGAUGAAGAGUCAAGGGCGGAGUCGGCGGAGCUUUUGGUUAACAGGCUUCUGACGGACCCCGAUGAGCACUUGUGCCCGAUCCUCCACUCAAUGAUGGAGCAUCCGGCUGUAGCAGAGGAUGGCUUCACGUACGAGCAGAAGGCCAUUGAAGAGGCCUUGCAGUAUCGCCACCGGAGCCCGAAGACCAAUAUGCCCAUGGGGACAAACAUCAUCCCGAAUCGAGACAAGAAAACUGCCAUCAUCAACUACAAGGAGCAAACCGUCCUGGAGAUCAUCUCAGUUGCUCCACGGGUCAGCAGCUACUACGCAGGCAAGCUGCUGCAGAAGGCCGAGAGCUUUGUUCGACCGGAGCUCCCGGACAGGACCGCGAGAGCAACGCUGCUCCAGCUCUUGCGGCUGAAGGCAGGCCGAGUUGUGGAGCAGCGCCGCGACGCGGUGUCCGAACUGCUCAGCAUUCUCAGUGGCUGGGAAGAUUCCGAGACCGUCAUGUACUUGCUUCAGAAUUUCGAGGCAUAUGGGUUGCAGUCGCACCUGAGUCAGUGCGACGACAGGAUGGUUGCCAAACUGCAGGCAGCAGCACGCAUCCCUCCGACCUUGCCGUGCCAUGGCACCCUCGACUGGGAGCAUGGUCGCAGGCUCCUGGCCAAAGCGCGAACCGCUGAUGGCGCCCAAGCUUUGUGGCAGUUCGUGCUCCCACUGAGCACGGGAGGUGAUCCUGGAGAUUGGAUGGAUACUGCAGCUUUGGUGCUGGCGGCAGUCCAUGAUGCUGCUCAGGUGGAUUUGGCAGCCCUGCCGGAUGAUCUGCUUCAGAAGGCCAAAUCGUUUCUGCAAGACGAGCCAGCAGCAUCAGCUCGUGCGAGCGAGCUCUUCGACAGUGAGUUGAACUGGGGCAGCGACCAAGAUCGCAGCAGGUUUUUGGUCACGUUGCUCUUCGAACUAUCCAAGAGAUGUCCGGAAGAAGGCGUGGCCCAGAGCGUCAUGCGGGAAGCCAUGCAACUACUCCUGCAGCUGGAGCCUUCUUCUAUCCUCGCACUUGCAAAGCAGGUUGCUGCAGAUGGUCGAGCUGUGGAGGCCGCGCAGGUUGGUGUGGCAGCUGCCCAAGCCUUUACAAGUUGCAACAGGCAAGAAGAAGCUUUGCAGGCGUACCUCUUUGCGUACAGCCUGGACCCGAACAACGCGCACGCCUCGCGUGGUGCGGUCGCAGAAGCUAGCAAAACGUGCUCCGAGCUGCAAAAGAUGAACAGGGAACAGCACGCCACCAUUGCGUCCCAGGGUGCCAGAAUUGCAGUGCUGGAGGAGCAGGUGAAGAGCUUGGGUGCUGGCGCCCUUCGUUCCUUCCAGGAUGGGCCGGGCACCACCUUAUUCCUUGGCGGGCCGAUUAUCUUCUCUUGGGACAUUUCACAGGAGGACUUCUCGGGGCUGUCCAAGGGGGAGUACAGAGAGAGCCCGAAGAUUGCCGUGCCAGGGCUUGACCUCAAGGCCUGGAUAAGGUACCAUCCGCAAGGGGAGGAGCGCUCACGCGAUGGAUUUGCGGGUGUUUUCCUGAUGCGAGAUCAGAAGAGCAAGGUCCAGUUUGAGCUGAGCGUGGACUCGAAUACCUGGAAGUUCGACAGCAUUCAUGAUCAGCCAUGGGCUGAAGCUGGAGAGGGUCGAGGAAACGCCAACAGUUUCCGGCAAGGACCGCACCGCAAGAUUCAGGCGGCCAUCCACGCAGUGCGGCUCCGGGGCUCCGACGACCUGACCUAUCGCUUCCAGACGAUGUCAUCUCCCUCCGCGUAG